GGGGCUGAGGAAGCGGGACGGAAGUGAACGGGUCCCGCCCCUUCCCCCUUGGCUUUCGUCGGAGCUGCCGCCGCUGCCGCCACCGCAGCCCGCUCUCCGGCUAGCCGGAGCCUCUUUUCUGUACCCUCGGUCCCCGGCCGCGCGGAGCCGGGAUGCACUGCUCCUGCUGUGGGUCCUCAUCAUGGAGACCAAACGGGUGGAGAUUCCUGGCAGCGUCCUGGACGAUCUCUGCAGCCGAUUUAUUUUGCAUAUUCCCAGCGAGGAAAGAGACAAUGCAAUCAGAGUGUGUUUUCAGAUUGAACUUGCCCAUUGGUUUUACUUGGAUUUCUACAUGCAGAACACACCAGGAUUACCUCAGUGUGGGAUAAGAGACUUUGCAAAAGCUGUCUUCAAUCAUUGUCCAUUUUUGCUGCCUCAAGGUGAAGAUGUGGAAAAAAUUUUGGAUGAAUGGAAGGAAUAUAAAAUGGGAGUACCAACAUAUGGUGCAAUUAUUCUUGAUGAGACACUUGAAAAUGUACUACUGGUUCAGGGGUACUUAGCAAAAUCAGGCUGGGGAUUUCCAAAAGGAAAAGUAAAUAAAGAAGAAGCUCCUCAUGAUUGUGCUGCUAGAGAGGUCUUUGAAGAAACUGGUUUUGAUAUCAAAGACUAUAUUUGUAAGGAUGAUUACAUUGAACUUCGGAUCAAUGAUCAACUUGCUCGUUUGUACAUCAUUCCAGGAAUUCCAAAAGACACUAAAUUUAAUCCAAAAACUAGAAGAGAAAUUCGGAAUAUUGAGUGGUUCUCCAUUGAGAAAUUGCCCUGUCAUAGAAAUGAUAUGACCCCCAAAUCCAAACUUGGCUUGGCACCUAACAAAUUUUUUAUGGCCAUUCCCUUUAUCAGACCAUUAAGGGACUGGCUUUCUCGAAGAUUUGGGGAUUCCUCAGAUAGUGAUAAUGGAUUUUCCUCUGCUGGUAGCACACCCGCUAAACCCACUGUGGAAAAAUUGAGUCGAACCAAAUUCCGCCACAGUCAGCAGUUGUUUCCUGAAGGUUCUCCUGGCGACCAGUGGGUAAAACACAGACAGCCACUGCAGCAAAAGCCAUACAAUAGCCAUUCUGAAAUGUCUGACCUUUUAAAAGCAAAGAGUAUGAGGGGAAAUGGCAGAAAACAGUAUCAAGAUUCACCUAAUCAGAAGAAAAGAACAAACGGUGUCCAUAGCCAGCCACCAAAGCAGCAGAAUCCCUUGAUGGUAAGAAUUAUGACACAAAUGCUAAAUAUAGUUCAUUCUGAGAGUGGAACAAUGGGCAUUGUCAAUGCACAUUAAUGUUAUUGUGUUGUUAUUUUGAUACAUUAAUAGGAUUUUUAUGGAAGUAAAUUAGGCACUCUUGUAUUAAUGCAUAAAAAAUUUUAUUUGGUUGCUCUUAAUUAUAGACUUAAACAACACUGAUUCAGUUGUACAUAUAAUUUUUUGCUUUUUAGAUGGUUAUUCACAUUGAUUUUGGGGUUGGUGUACCAGGGAUUGAACUCGGUGGCAGUAACCACUGAGCCAUACCCCCAGCCCUAUUUUGUAAUUAUUUAGAGACAGGGUCUCACUGAGUUGCUUAAUGCCUCACCCUUGCUGAGGCUGGCUUUGAACUUGUGAUCCUCCUGUCUCGUCUUCCCGAGCUGCUGGAAUUACUGGUGUGCGUCACCAUGCCUGGAUACAUUGAUUUUCAUGCCAUGAAAACAAGAGUUAGACUUCUCUAGAGCAAUCCUUUGGCUGUUACUCUGUCUAUAUUUUCAAAAAGAAUAAUCUAUUAAAAUUUUUCAAUUUAAACUUUUCAGUGGAUCUUUAAAAGCAUAAAAACUGUAUGUACUUAUGGAUUACCAUGUGAUGUAUUCAUACAUGUAUACACAAAACAAAUGUUCAAAUCAGGUUAAACAAAUCUGUCUCUCAAACAUCUGUCUGCUUUUCUUCAUAGUGAAAAAAACUCCUUCCAACAUAUAUAUAGUUGUAUUUGGACACAAUAUUUUAUUUAUUUUUUGUGGUGCUGAGGAUUGAACCCAGCGCCUCGCACAUGCUAGGUGAGCGUUCUACCGCUGGGCCCCAGCCCCUCCUUUCAACUUUUUGAAAUACAUUUUAUAUUAUCAAUAUCUAUGGGCUUAGUCCCGUCUAGUUGUAUCCACUGAUCAACUUUUUUGCAUCCCUCUGUUCCCCCAUUACUCUCCCCAGCCUCCAACCAGUCUACUCUCAACUUCUUUUUGUGAAAUUAACUUUUUUGUAAUUCAUUAAUUUAUUGAAAUUAAAAAUUUGGCAGAACGUCAGUGUUUUUUUUUCCUUCUCCAAGUUGAUAGUUUAGAAAAUUAAUAGCUAGUGACAUUGUCAUUAAACUAGGUCUAAAGACAAAUAACUGAACAUUUUAAGGCAUUUCCUUUCAUUCUUAAUUUGUGCUUCAGAAGGUAAUUAAUAAUGUCCUUGCUUAUUUCUUUUGUAAAUCCUAAUGUUAUUGUGCUUGAUUUUUUUUUUUUGUAGUUUUACCUGUUUUUCAUUUCUUUAGUGAAGUGGAUGAUAAUAGUAAUCCAAAUUUUUAGCAAAAAAAAAUUUUCCUGAAUUCCUUGAGUGUAAUUUAUUUGACUUGGGGUGUAAUGACUCCUCCAGUAAAGAUAAAGAUACAUUAAAGACCAGUUUACUAUCAAAACUUUUUACUCUCUUAGGGCUGGGGAUGUAUCUCCAUGGUAGAGUGCUUGCCUGCAUGUACAAGGUCCUGGGUUCAACCCCUAGUACUGCAAAAUACAAAAACAAACAAACAAAAAAAGAAACAAGUCAUUUGCCCUCUUAUUUAACUGUAGUCUGAUUAAAAAAAAAAAAAUACUGGAAAGAACAAAAUAAUCUUAACUGAUGAUCAGAAUACUUCUAAUAGAAUUCAACAUCCAACAAAAGCUA
Molecule: messenger RNA, 2902 nt
Organism: Ictidomys tridecemlineatus (thirteen-lined ground squirrel)
Lineage: Eukaryota; Metazoa; Chordata; Mammalia; Rodentia; Sciuridae
Source: RefSeq, a predicted model, not a curated record